AGCAACUACAAUUUCCACAAUUCAUAUUGCGUCUACUCUCUUCUAAAGUUUGUAGCUUAAACUCAGGUGGUGCAUUAAAGUUUAUUUAUUAGUGUGACAGUGCGACGGAAGCUUAGAGUCUUACUUGAUUACUUUGGUGUUUUAAGUUGUUGACAGUGGGACGUAGGUUUAAAAACAUACUUUUUUAAAUUUACGCUGUUAUGAAUCAAUGUUGUAUUUUACUUUUUACCAUUUUAACGUAGUCUGUAGUGUAAGUUUUUAUUCUGCACUUUCGGAGAACAGGAAUAAUUUGAACUAUUUCAAUGGCAUCAGAGAUAGAUCCACUAUUGCCAUGUUCUAGGAGAUAUUCAGUGCAGCAACGAGAUUGCAGUUGGUGUCGUAGCCCAGACAGUAGUUUCCAUGGUGGCAUUAGACGACUGAGGAGCUAUUCCAACAGAUCUGCUUCCGUUGGAAGCAACCCCGAAGAAGAUGAUGACCUUUAUAUUCAGCAAGCUACAGUGUUUAUUGAAGAUGCAAUACAGUAUCGCUCUAUUAAUCAUCGAGUGGACUCAGGAUCUCUUCGGCUGUAUCUGUGGUAUUACUCGAAGGUGUGUCAGCGGUUUUUAAACCUCAACAUUUUUGUUUUGUUGGCACUGGCAUUUAUCGAGAAACCAUCAUCUCUGACUGUUACUUCAGAUGUACGUUUCCGGCAAACACCAUGGGAACCUCCUUGUGGAAUGACAGAGAGUAUAGAAUUGCUCUGCUUUUUUGUAUUUGUAGCUGAUGUAGCCGUAAAGAGUUACUUAAUUGGCCUGGAUGAAUUUUGGAAGACCAAAUGGCUGGUUGCUUACAUUCUGGUGAUUGUAGUUUCCAUGGUGGAUUGGGUGAUAUCACUAUGUUUCUUUUGCACAGAGAUGGUAAGGAUUCGAAGAGUGUUCCGACCCUUUUUUCUCCUGCAGAACUCCUCAAUGAUGAAGAAAACACUGAAAUGCAUUAAAAGGACACUACCUCAGUUGGCAAGUGUUAUGUUGCUGUUAGCCCUCCAUCUCUGUAUCUUCACAAUGUUUGCCAUGCUGCUUUUUCCUCGAGUUAAGGAAUCUGAAGGAAGCAAGGAGUGGCAGACAUACUUUCCGUAUUUACCAGAUUCGUUGACCUCUCUGUUAGUGCUGCUGACAACUGCAAAUAAUCCCGAUGUUAUGAUUCCUGCAUAUUCCAAAAAUCGAGCAUAUAGUCUGUUUUUUAUCUUGUUCAUCGUAAUAGGCACUUUUCUGUUGAUGAAUAUGCUAACAGCAAUAAUAUACAACCAGUUCAGAGGAUAUCUUUUGGCAUCGGUACGGACAUCUGUUCUGAGGAGGCGGUUAGGAAUCAGAGCUGCAUUUCAGGUGCUCUGCUAUCAGAGACAGUCCAGGGCAGGUGUCGAUGAACACUUUGAGAGUGUUGGCACUGACAUGUUCUUAAAGGUCCUAAAGAAAGUUGAUAUGAAUUCCUUUCACAAACAUGCAAUCAUUCAGCAAACCAAGGCCCUUUCCAGUGAGUACAUUUUACCUAGCCAGUUUCAGAGAGUUUUUGAUGAGCUGGACAAGGAUGUUGUUAAGGAGCAUCCACCUAAGCCAGAGUAUCAGUCUUCGUAUAUGAAGAAGCUGCAAUUUGUCUUCAGCCAUCCAUACAUCGAUUUUGUAGGAAAUAUCGUUGUACUAAUUAAUAUUAUAUGCAUAUGUGUUACUUUGGUACUCGAUGCUGACAAGGCCAUUUCCGACCGUGAUGAUUACAUUUUAGGAGCUUUAAACUGUUUCUUCAUCUUGUAUUACGUGCUGGAAAUGCUGCUCAAGAUACUUUCUGUUGGACUCAGAGGCUAUAUAUCCUACAGAAGCAAUAUAUUUGAUGGUCUGCUGACACUACUUUUGCUGGCUUUGGAGAUUGCAACAUUUUCUUUAUACAAAUUUCCUCAUCCAGGAUGGAAUCCUAGUAUCACUGGUGUGCUCUCUCUUUGGGAGAUGGUAAGACUGGUGAACAUGCUGCUCAUAUUCAGAUUUCUGCGAAUCAUUCCAAAUGUCAAGUUGACGUCCUUGGUGGCCAGUACUCUGUUUGACCUAAUUAAGAAUCUAAGAGCCUUUGCCGGAAUUCUAGUGGUUGUGUAUUACGUGUUUGCUAUCUUAGGUAUAAUGCUUUUUAAAGGAGUGAUUGUAGCACCAGGAAAUGCAAGUGUUGUUCCAAAUAUUCAUUCUGGCAAUGUCUCUGACAACAGUACUAUGGAUUGUGGCACUUACGAGCAGCUGGAAUACUGGUCAAACAAUUUUGAUGAUUUUGCUGCAGCAUUGGUUGUUCUUUGGAAUGUGAUGGUUGUCAACAACUGGCAAGUUUUUUUGGAUGUAUUUUCAAGAUACACAACUCCGUGGUCUAAACUCUACUUUGUAGCUUGGUGGCUGAUAUCCUCUGUAGUCUGGAUGAACCUUUUUAUGGCUUUAAUUCUGGAGAACUUCAUUCAUAAGUGGGAUAGAAGUCAUCAUGGACCAUGCUCCGAAUUGUCUCAUAUUGAAUAUCAAAUGACAGUACAAGCAAUGUUUAGGGAUGAUUUAGAAGAGCCAACAGAGGAAGAACUGCUGGAACAGUUGCAUCAUCAUCCUCAUCUCCACCUGGACAUCUGAGAUGACCAUUAAAAGCACCAAUAAUUUCAUUCAGCAGAAAGUACUGGCAUAUGUCAGUUCCACCUUUUUAUAGACUAAUUAUCUUUUAUUAGAUCACUGACACUGUUGGACGUUGCAUCUGGGACCACAUUCAUUUUUACUGCAGGAAAAUAUACUGGUGUAUAGUAAUGUAGUUAACCAUGAUUUAACUGUUUAAAGGGAACAACCCGUGAAAUUAUUGACUUAGUUUGAAUACUUUCAUAAGAUUAUUCGCAGUGCGACAGUCAGCAAAUAUUUCUAGCUGGAUAAUUGCACUUUACACCCCCACAUUUGCUGUAUCCAUUGGAGUUGGUCAACUCAUCAGUUUUCAUGGUGUACCUCUCCUGAAAAUGACGGUAUAGCAUUUGGCUGUGUUACAUUAUGUCAUGUUUUCCAGUGAUGUAACAUGUCACAGAAGCUGUUCUAAUAAUUUUAAGAAGUGAGUUAAGUGUGUUCAUGCUGGUCACUUUACUGCGUUUUAGUUUUUGGGUACCAUUCACAUUUGUAUCCCAGGAAACCAUAUGUUAACAUUCAGAUGAGGGGACAAAAUAUCAAACUUGUAUUAUACAGCCUAGUAAGCGACCAUAUCAGCAGGUAUUUUCCCCCCUUUCAGACUGUGCCCAUGUCACUGAAAACUAAAGACUUUAAUGUUACUUGGUAGGCAGUGUAUAGAAAUCUGUAGUGGUCAUCUGUGCCAUGUAAUGCUUUAUAAUGGAAGUAAAAGUAGUCAUGCUUGUGAUUAGUUACCGUUAAGUACCGUCUGCAGUGUUCUGCUUGUAGUGAACUACAUGUACUGGUCCAUGCUGCCAAAGAGAGCCUACCUCACUCAGUGUAUAUUACAAAAACAAAAAAGAGCAAAAAAACAAGAUGGACCACGAUAGACUGUGGAGUGAAGAUGUCUCGUUUUCUUUGCUUGUACUUUUUCCAUGUUUUAUCACGUUUCCUUUAGUUGUUGGGCAGUAGAGAGCAUUACCAGAUUUUGGUUAAAUUUAUCAACCCAAAUAUUUCCGUUAUCAAAGUUACAGGAGCAGUCAGCUAAGCUACUUUAAGAGCUGAUGGUAUAGCAAUAACAAUUUUCUUUCUCUAGCAUUCAGGAUCCAUGGAAAGUUUUCUGUGGUGUUUGAUGUUUUUUUCAGUGAAUACAGACACCAUUGAAAAGCUGUAUUGAUAUUACAAAUGAGUUUGCCAGACAAGCAGUGCUUCUAAGAAAGUUCAAGAUUUGCCUUAUUUUUUUCUGUUGGGUGGUACUGUAUACAUUAAUAUUCUUGAUACCUUUUUGAAUUUUUUUUUUCAUUCUUUUGGCACCUACUUACCACAGCACUCAUAAGGAACUUCAGUCACUGAUUAACUGUUCUUUUCAUCCUUGUUAACCAAGGUAUUUAUAGGUAAUUCAUAAAGUAUUGGGGUACAGUGAGGUGUUAAUCUUGUGGACUGGUUCACCCAUGAUGUCUUUGGGCUUGAUUUUUCUAUGUGGUCUUCUGUACAUUGUUACAUUAAGGAGAUGCGGGUCAUUAUUAUUUUUUUAUAUCACAAGAGAAUGUGCAUUUGGUACCUUGUUAGGUGUUCAUCGAGAGAACACUACUGCUACAAUGUCGUAUGCUGGAUGUCAGCUAAGGGUUUGCAGGAAACUUUUGCCAGAGCUUCAGAUGAAAGUGUUUUGAGGCUCUGAGACCAUGCUGAAGCACUGGCUAAACAUUAGCCUCAGACAGCUGUGGGCUUGAGUGCUGCUAGUACUUGUGUUUAGGUAUUCUUUGCAGGUACACACAGCAAACUGGUGAGACUUCGUUGUCAUGCUUCUUGACUUAAAGGCAGGAGGAUAAUUUAACAAGAGUGAUAAAAUUGUCAGUCCCCUGCUUUCAUCUCAAAAACACUAAAUGCUGAGAAAGUUUGACAUUAUCUUGUUAACUGCAGUAGUCUCAAUGAACAAUUUCUGCACUGGAGCUAGGAGUCAGAAAAGUCUGCAAAUAGCAUCAGAGGGUUUGUCUGAUGGUACUUUCAUGACUGUAUCUGCUGAAACUCUACACAUGUAAGAAAUAUGAGAUGUGAAUUACAUUACCUCAUGUAGCUCAUUGCAGCUUCCAUUUUGGAAGAUACACACACACUUGUUUUCUGAUAGUGUUGUCCAAAUUCUAAGUGUCUUGGUUUAGAGAGUCUCCUUAGUGUACACAGAUUCUUCUUUACUCAGCUUCCUUGCAUCCUUGGAGUCCAGCUGGUUAAGAACCAGUCAGUUGUAAAAGAUGGCAUUGCCAUAGUUUCUUAAAUGCAUACAGUUGCACUUGUUGCAAAUACUGUAGCCACUCUGUGAAAGCAUCAGAUGCAAAUUGGAUCAUAGUUGGAUGGAGUGACUUGAGUCCAAUAUUACUAAUACAUGCUUUGAAAAAGCUGAUGCAGAUCCUUAGGUUUCAUGUUGGGUAAGGUCUUUCCUUCUCUGAAGCAGAAGAGAUUUUUUUUUUUAUCUGCAACUAAAUGCUUUUAAUUCUUUGUGGAAGGUGUCGUGUACCAGUUUAUUGAUAUGGUCUUUUACUCUUUUAUCUGCGUUUUCAGUCUUUAAAGAUAUGACAGCUUUGAAUACUGGCAACCUUCAUGUGAAGUAAAAAAAUGCCAGUGGUUCAUUUUCUUUUGACUGGUUGAUAGCUCAUAUCCAUGAAUAUUUAUUUAAGACUGCUAACGUUCCUUGCAAUACUUAAAUCCAGUUUUGUCACAUCAGUGUAAUUGUUCAAGUAAAGCAAAGUUAAAAGUGGCACAGAAUCAAUUUUAUCAACUUCAAAGGGUGGCGUGACAGAACAGUUAAACUCUUACCUUAAAUUCCUAAUCAUUUCUAGAUGGCUUUGAAUUAGACUUAUUGUGACUGUUUCAGUGCAUGAUGUACUGGGUUCAACUUUGAAAACCCACAUGCAAAUGGAGUUGGGUCAGCAAUCAUAGGAAAUAGCUGCUGGUACUCUAGACAUGAAAACAAUGCAUAUAGCAUUGUGUGGUACCUUAAUUUAUCAAAUGUUGCCAAGUACACAAGUUUGUUUCUUGGCAGUUUGUCCAUCUUCUUUUAGCCUAAAACAGUGUGUAACAUUCUGAGCUUAGAUUACCUGUAGAUUCAUGUCAAUUUAGAAGUCCUAACACCAUUAUUUGUAAAAUAUAAUAAAUCUGAGCAAGACUAAAUUUAUGCAGUUACUUUUUAAGUCGGGUGAUUUGACAUUUAUGGUAAAAACAUCACUAAUUUAGACUGAGUUUUGAUCAUACAUUCCCUGUUGUCCGUGCUCUUCUGUACCUUAAUACAAACAUGCAAAGUAAAAUCCUUUUCAAGAAGUUUAGUUUGAGUAAUAAACCAUAUUCACAUGUUAAUUAGAAAAAAAUAUUCUUACAUGGGAAUUUAGGAGGAUCUACAAUCUUUGUCUCUACGCUCUUCUUAAAAAAAAAAAAAAAAAAAAAAAAAAACAGUGCUUUCAGUCAUUUUCAGGCGUUUUACUUAAGCUUGAUCUGCAUUAUUGAUCACAACAAGCUUGAUCUGCAUUAUUGAUCACAACUUUUUUAGAAUAAUGUAGGCAGGAAUAGAAAGUGGAUUACCCCUUUCAUUUCUUUUCCAUUUCCUAAAAGGACUGGAGUCAACUGCAUGUGCCUUACUGUGUUUUGUUUUUAAUGCUUUACUUCUGUUUCUUUUAAGUUCUCCCUCUUUCACAGUAGUUUGCUAUCAGAUGUUUGAAUGCUGCCUCUUUUUCACAAGUGUCACAUUGGCCAAAAAUUGCUUCUCUGGAUUAAUACUGGCCCUGAAUUUUGUGAAGCCUUUCUAUUGGUUAAGAAUUAUAUCCUGGAGGAAAUGUAACUGGAACAUGCUCUAAGUGAAUGAAAACACUGAAUAACUUGAGCAAAGUAUGGAACAACAGAGACUUCCAGUUCCUCUAACUAAACAUGUGUGAUACCUUUAUUUAAAGAGGCAUUAACACUAUUCCAAGGACAUGGUGAACUGUGCCAGCCUAUUAAGGCUUCAUUGAUACAUAUGUGAAAUGUAUAAAACUUCCUGUGUCACUGCCUUUAAGGAAAGGACAUUGUCAUCAGUUUGGAUGAGCCUCCAUUUCUGGAGCCAUCCUUGCCUCAUCCAUGGGUAGUAAGGCAGAACCAGCCCGUUUAGUUAUCACCAAAUCUCCUAUUAAGCUUUUAUUUUGCUAAAUGGAGAGGCUUUUGCCAUCAAAGAUCUUUGGUACACCAUCAAGUGAUUUAUCAAUUUAAAAUGGUCUAUAAAAUUUAUAAAACUUGAGCCUUCUGUCAUUCCUUUAGCAUAAGGUGAGGAGGGAAGUUAACAUCUAAAGCAACUUCAGAUCAUCAGCUGGAUUCCUGCAUUAGGUUUUUUCAGCCUCCCUAAGAUCCCGCUACCUUGACUUAAAGGUUGUCUACCUUUGCAGAAGAUUCAGAAAUCUUCAGUUAAGGAGGAAACUUAACUAUUUUUGUUUCAAGAGUACAGAAAUCUUAAGAUUACUCUCUUUAGCUUGAGGUAACUGUCUUGUUGAGUAAUGGGAAUGCUCUUACUUCAGAGGAACUUUCAAGCCACUGUUUAGUGAAUUAAUCAUAAAUAUUCCUUGAGGGCACCACAACCACGGUCAAAUUCCCACUGUCCACUUAGAGGUAUACACUCCACCCUUGAAGAUUUCACCUUUUAGAAGUUGCUCCAGAAAGCUGAUCUGCUUAUGGGUUUUUAGAACUCUGCAGCAGGCAUACAAAGUUGGGAUGGUGGAAUACCUGGACAUCGCAGAACCUCUCCUGAAGGUACUACAUGAUACUCACAAUUACUUAUGCUUUAAAGGUCCAGCUGAACACAUGCUAAAACUUACUGGAGUGCCAGUUUGGUUCUUAUUUCUUAGACCAUCAGACAUUGGCUUUUUUUUUUGUGACCCUAGAUGCAUGCAUAAACAUCAGUGACACCUUACCAAUUCAGUGAAGAAAAUGUAUGUAGUUCUUUCAUUUGGUGCACACUAGUAGGUAUGUCACUGACCUUCAGAAGAAGCAAUGGAAUCUGAGGGUCAUGAUUCUCAGGAACUUUGACUUAUGGAACUGCAAAUACUUCCUCAAUGCUACAUUUGCCAUAAAGCAUAAUAUACGUAACAAGGCUGCUGCAUUUUGGGUGGCGCUGCAAAGCCAUGCAUUGUUUAUCUUGGGUCUGUGCGUCAUAUUUCAACAAACCUUGCAAAAUACUCCCUACAUUGGCUCUUUCCUGUUUAGCAAUCAUAUUGGGGGUGCAUCUGACCUGAAGAAGCGAGAUCAACAUUCUCUGUCUUACAUGUGCGUAAACCACUGUUGAUCAUUCAUCCCCAAAAUUGAGAUGAGGAACCAUUCAAAAAUGUUUUUUUUGUCUAUGGCUUAGCUAUUUUCUGCAGCCAGGAAUACACCAUAGUCUCCUACGUUUCAGAAUCCACCAACUGUGGUCUUCUCUGACUUUUGACUGAGGAAAGCUGAGAUCAGAUUGCUUUGUGUUCAGGCUUGAACGUCUGUCAUCUUGAACCAGACUUUCUGCCUUGUCAUCUGGCUCAUCUGCCCUUGUUUCUUAAUUGUGAAGAAGUGUUCAGCCUCAUUUGAAAAUGCACAACUGGGACAGUUCAUUCUUGCAACACAGGGAGUCAUUACUCUUGUUUUUUCCUAGUUUCCUAGAAAAUUAAAAGUCUCUACGCAGUCCUGAUUUGUCAGACAUCUGAGCAGAUACAUAAAGUAAAAGUGCUAAAUGCCAUUAGUUUGAGCUUUGAUUCUCUCUCUCUCUCUCUCUCUCUCUCUAUAUAUAUAUAUAUAUAUAUAUACAUAAAGAACACUGAUGCUACAGCGUAGACAUAACUGAUGCUCACCUUCACAUCUAUGUCCAUCUGUAUACAGAAAGUGCUUCAGCUUUCAUGGUCUUGUCACUGUUUUCAGUUUGGGACAUUAUCCCUCAGGUUAAUGCCUAUCUUCAUGAAGUGCCUUAUUUUAUUUAGUUAUCCUCUAGGAGCUAAGGAUUUCUGUCUUCAUGUGCCUUGAUGAUUGAAUGUUUAUAGUACUUUCAAAGCAUGCCAUCAAGACUUGUGCAGGGCUUUUCACCUUUUUCACUUUGAGAGCAUGCUCAUUCUCUUCAGAUUCUGUCAUCUGCCCUCCUAGUGUCUGAAUUUCUAGGUGGCCUAUUUAACUGCCUUUUUUGGUCACCCCUUUUUAGAUUUCAUUGUCCAUGGUCUCUCAGCUUCAUUACAUCUUUGUCUAAUAGCUUGUAUUUUUCUUCUAAUUCUGAGUCUGAUGUUAGCAGUGAUUCUGGUAGUUGCAUGUGUGCGCCUCCAUUUGAAACUCUGUUGUAUUCAGCCCUUCACUGGCUUGAUAUCUGGACAAGCCUAUCCCAGACUACCCAGAUAAUGAAUCAUGUUGAUGGGAGUGGCAGUGAUGUAUGAUUCAUCCACAUCUUUAGACAAGCAUGCCUUUUCCAGCCCCCUUUUGACUCAUUUGGAUACUAUGCUUCAUUGAUAGAGGUUUACAUGCCUUUUAGGACUUAUAGACCGUUGACAAGUUCCAGAUGCAUAGCAGUGGCUUGGUGGAGCUAAUGGUCUGCAAAAAAUUAGACUUUUGGGGGAACCACUUACAUUGUCUUAUAGUUCUUAUUGGAGUGAAAAAUGUGAUUGUAAUGCAAUAAGGAUUAGAAAGUCUGUUACCUCUCUGCAUCAUGUUUUAGUAUGUAGUGUGAUGACUGCUUACCCAGUUUUAGUAAUUGGAAGAUCCGAUAUGGGGCAUAGUCAGCUGACAUAAUUAAUGUAGUAGGCUUGCUUCUGAUUUAGCUUUACAUGCAAGCAACUAGGGGACUCAGAAGUGUACCACUGUGUUUAGAUGUAAUGUUAGUUUUGCUUCUUAUCAUAUUCAAUUGCCAUAUAAAAUUACACAGUGGGAAGACAACAUGAGCUAGGAGGUAUAAAAAAUGUACAGACUAAAGUGUUUAAACUAGACAACAUACCAUGCCUUAUUUAGUCCUUCCAUUUUAUAAACAUUCUAUUGGGAAUACUAGUAUUGCGUAACCACUUCCAUUGGGCGGCUUCCAUUAAAAUAGAGAAGCACAAAGCUUCCAAGUGCUAGAUCAUUAUUUUUCAUACUUGUCCUUAAAAAUGUUUUCAGGAAAUCAUGUGAAAUAGCUUUUGAAAUUGUGGUACACUGAAACACUUCUCUUAUGAGACCAACAAAAAGAUUAUAGGUUGUUGGAUAUUAACAUGUUUAGUCAUUUGGUAUAUUAAUGUAGUAAGACUCCAGAGUAAAUAUUAAGUUUUCUGUUUCAGUAAUGUUCAAGGUAAUGAUAAAUGAAAUUGGCCUUUACUGUAUUACACAUGUUCAGGUUUUAUUCCCCACUUGACAAGUUCUGCCUUAUGCCUUACUAGUAAAAAAAAGAAAAAAAAGAAAAAAAUACAAGGUAUGCAGUGUCAUCGUCAUAUUUUCAUUUUAUUCAGGGUGGAUGAUCCAUUAUUAGGUGUCAGAAUUAUACCAGGUGUUUUAUGAUGUUAAUGCUGAGAGAGUUAUCUGUUUUUCCUUUGUAUGCCCAGGGUACACCAUUUGCACUUGACUCUAACUUAGAGCUAUAAGUUCAGCACUUUAAAGCAUAUUAGCACUUAAAAUAACCACAAAUCAGAUAUUUAAGAUGGUUUGCUGGCAUUACCAGUAAUAAAAACCAUAGUCUAUUAUUUCAGAUAUUUGGAAAAAAUCCUGUAUGUUUUAUGAGGUCUUGAGAUUUUUGUAGUCUAUAAUUUCACAAGUGAGUUACUGUAGUAAACUGGCACGUCAUGUAUUAACUGAGAAAAGUAUGUAUUUUAGUAGUGAAAUUUUACAUAUUCGUGGUAUGUAGCAGCCCAUUUAAGAACAGACUCCUCCAUCUUGUACUUAGGAAACCUAAAAGGGUGAAGACAGUCUUAUGAACUAUAAAUUGCUUGAUCAAGCACAACAGGAGACUAACAGUAGAUUUCCUUCUGUUGUAUAGGAAUCAUUAUGCCUAUAUUAGGCCUUAAAGGGAAUAUUGCCACUUCAUAUUAUAGAAUACAUUCUGUUUUAUUUAUACUUUUUAUUACCACAUUUGAUUUUAAAUGGUUUAUUUAGGAAUACUGGGCUGUUGUAUUUUUGUUGUAUACAAUAAAACUGUUUAUAUGUA
Messenger RNA from Protopterus annectens (West African lungfish), 10758 nucleotides. It is a transcript of the gene TPCN2, whose product is annotated as two pore segment channel 2. The record is from RefSeq and is a predicted model, not a curated record. The transcript has 25 exons. Gene Ontology annotation, cellular component: lysosomal membrane. Lineage: Eukaryota; Metazoa; Chordata; Ceratodontiformes; Protopteridae. Gene Ontology annotation, molecular function: monoatomic ion channel activity; voltage-gated channel activity. Bases 303 to 2624 code for a protein of 773 amino acids. Gene Ontology annotation, biological process: monoatomic ion transport; transmembrane transport.